This is a messenger RNA of Scutellospora calospora, 134 nucleotides long. The record is from the annotation of a GenBank genome assembly. NCBI's taxonomy places the organism in Eukaryota, Fungi, Glomeromycota, Glomeromycetes, Diversisporales, Gigasporaceae.
GUGAAGGUCACUUACCAAAGGCAAAAUAUGGUCUUGAAGAAAUAAUAGAAUGGAUUCCAAUAGAGAAUGAAAUCAGAAAAGAAUUCAAAUAUUUUCAUGGAACCGAAUACAGUCCUGAAUCAAAUCAAUAUUAG